UAAAAUACUCAGGACCAGUUGGAAACUAUUCCAGAAUACUUGAAGGGGUGGCGUCCUCAGACAUAAACCACAGGAUACAAGAACCUUCCUGAUACGGGAUUUUCAUCUGUGUUUUCUACCAGAAAAUCAGCAAGAGCCACCAGGUCAAGAAGAAAAAAAGAUUUAAUUAGAGAAAAAUGCCCGAGGAGGAAAAAAGAGAGAAACUAGCCAAAGUUAUCAGACAGUGGAACAACAACAGACUGGACCUGUUUGAAAUCAGUCGACCUGAUGAGAAUCUUGAGUUUCAUGGCGUGAUGCGUUUCUACUUUGAGGAUCUUACUGGAGGAAAUGUUGCUACAAAAUGCCUGCGUGUUUGCAGUAACUCUUCAACUCAAGAGGUUUUAGAUACUCUCUCUGAGAAAUUCAGGCCUGAUAUGAAAAUGCUGACCACUUGUUAUUCCCUGUAUGAGAUCCAAGGCAGGACGGAACGUAAACUGGAUUUAGAUGAGAAACCUUUGGUGGUUCAGUUAAACUGGAGUGUGGACGACAGAGAAGGACGGUUUGUGCUAAAGAAAGACCAGGAGAGUUUGGAGAAAAACUGUCAUGAAAAGGACAAAGGAAGCAUGAUCCAAAACUUCAAGAGGACGCUGUCUAAAAAAGACAAAAAACAGAGGAAGAAAAAUGCCACAGGGGAUGGGUCAACUGAAACACCACUGAAGAGCAGCGACAUCUGCAUGUCUGACCAGGAAAUGAAAGAUGAGAAGCAGCUCAGGCCGAGUGCUGCUGGUGGUGUGUCUGGUCCUGGAUUACCAGUUGGUUUAACAUUCACUGAUAACUUGGAGGAUGCCUUCCUGUCUGCUGUCAUUAACUACACCCACAGCUCCACGGUCCACUUCAGGCUGUCGCCGGCCUACAUCCUGUACGCCGCGGGCCGCUUCGUUCUUCAUUGCCAAAAAAGGCGUGGCUCCGCAUCCCCAGCACAAACCCACAGAGUUACCUUGAUCACAAGAAAAAUGGUCGCCCUGACAGGAAAAGUCAUCCAGAGGCAGCGGGACAUCACCGGCGCUCUCACCUUCUGGAUGGCCAACUCCUCUGAGCUGCUUAACUUCCUCAAACAUGACAAGGACCUCAGCCCACUGACACAGCAAAGCCAGGUGGAUUUAGCCCACGUGGUCCACAAAUCCUACAGUUAUCUAACACAGUGUCUCCAGAAGGAACUGACAAAGCAUCUGCCAAUAUUUCUGAUUGAUCCAGACCAACAUGGAGCUUUGCCUGCUGGCAUAGAGAUGGUUCUGGAUACACUGAUGAACACCAUGUCUGUCGUACGCCGCUGUCGGGUCAACGCUGCCCUCACCAUUCAGCUGUUCUCCCAGCUCUUCCAUUUCAUCAGCGCUUGGCUCUUCAAUCGGCUGAUGAGGCCGGACACCGACACCCCAGGUCUGUGCUCACAUUACUGGGGGGCUGCCAUCCGCCAGAGGCUGACGGCCAUCGAAGCCUGGGCUGAGAGGCAGGGCCUGGAGCUGGCUGCAGACUGCCACCUGGGUCACAUCAUCCAGGCAACCGCGCUCCUGACCAUGAAUAAGUACUCAAUGCAAAACGUGAAGGACAUCCAGAAAACCUGCUUCAAGUUGAACUCCCUGCAGCUGCAGACUCUGUUGACCAACUACCUGUAUGCAGCCAAUGAGCCUCAUAUCCCCCCCGAUUUGAUGGAUGCUGUGGUGACAGUGGCGGCGGCUUCAGCAGAUCACCUGAUUGGAAGUGAGGGGCGGGACAUCCAUCUGGAGGAGAGCCUGGACCUCCACUUGCCCUUCCUGCUGCCGGAUGGAGGAUACUCCUGUGACACCGUCAGAGGAAUCCCUCCAGGGUUUAGGGAAUUUUUGGAGCCACUUUGCCGGAAAGGUCUCUGCUCUUUAAUCUCUGAGCCAAACUCCAAUGGGGAUUGGACGAUACACUUCACAGAUCCCACCCCUUCUACAGAAACCACUUAUCUGACUGAACACAAAGAGCCAGAGAUCGUGACAAUCACAUUGAAUAAACCUGUGAACAGUGGAAUGGGCGUUAGCAUUGUGGCCGCAAAGGGAGCAGGACAAAAUGAUCUUGGGAUUUAUAUCAAAUCUAUUGUUAAGGCAGGACCAGCUGACAGGAAUGGCAGGUUAUCAGCUGGAGACCAGCUGCUCUGUGUGGAUGGACAAAGCCUUAUUGGACUGAGCCAAGAAAGGGCGGCUGCUGUCCUGAUGAGAACGGGCCCCGUUGUGACCUUAAAGGUCGCAAAGUUUGGAGCGAGUUUCCACGGUCUGGGGGCCUUACUGAAUGAACUCCCCCCAGCUGAUACAACCCACAGCGUCACAAAGCCAAACAGCACUGGUGGGACUGUCUCCAAAGCUGUGGACCCUGGCUCCUCAGAUCAGCUGCAAUAUAACAGCAAGAGAAAAAAAGGCCCGAUAAUGGAGAGGAACCGACAGCUCCAUCAGUCCAAUCCCAAUGUGACAACAUACUUUUGGCCGCAGGAUGGAAAUGAACUCUUCGACCCUGUUGUGAGAGCGAACAUCACUGCUGUUUCCACUAUCAACCUUUGUAGUGACACGUUUCACAGGGAAUACUUGACACUUCCAGCCCAGAAAUUCCAGGACAAAAGCAGAUCUGAGUCCUGUCAACAACAGCAAGCAUUCAAGGUGUCUUUAAAACCAUUAGACAACCAGAGCAUCAAUAAGAGAACCUAUAUGCGCCAAGCCCUGUCACAGGAGAACUUGUGUAUGGAGAGUGGGCGCCCUCUGCUGGACAAAAGGCAGGACACGUGGCAGCUGCAGCACACAAAGCAAACCAUCAGUCACUUCUCAUCUUUCCCAAUUCGACAGAGUAUUUCCACUCAUGAUAUUCUCUCUGACAGCGAUUCUCCUACCAGAACACAGCAGGGUUCCAGAACAAGUAGCACCAAACUGUGGAAAAGCCCUUUUACACAACAGCCAACUCCUACACCAUCUGUCCAGCCAAUACGCAUAGACAUCCCUUUAACCAGAGCUGUGACCACACAGUCCAAUCCUUCACUGACCACCUUUCAGCAAAGCUCCACUGCACUGAAGAUGAGCCUAGCCUCCAACCUACAUGGACAUACAGCUCAAAACCAGGCAGCUCAUAUUUAUGCACGUCCAGUUUCUGCACCUAAGAUGGUCCCUCACAUCCCAUCACAGCCACUCAGGGCACAUGGAGGUCCAACUGCGAAAGAACAGCUCAGCAUUACUCCAACAAAACAUGUCUCCUUCCAAGUGCCUCCCACAGAGCAGAAGACAAGCCCAGUGAGGGUCCAGGAGCUCCAGGAGGUGUCAGACCCCGGUAGGAGGGAGGAUCUCGAGCAGCUGGAGAAGCAGAGAAGGCUGGAGGACGUGGAGGUCCUGGGGCAGGAGGUGCAGCAGCUUCAGGCUAAAACCAAGCGCACAGCGGAGGAGAACGAGCGACUUCAGAGGCUUAGCCUGGAGUGGAAGUUUCAGAAGAGGCUGGAGGAGAUUCAGCAGAGAGGAGAAGAGGAUGAGGAGGAGGUGGAUGAAGAUCUGGACAUGAUGAUGACCAUACAGGAGCUGGAUACACGAGCACAGAACAAGAGAAGCAGUGGUGUCAACAAUGAUUCUAAAAACCUGCAAAAUCAGACACAAUCUCAUUUCACCCAAAGAGGUGACCAAGCAGAUCCAGAUCAGAGGCCCAGUGGACUUAGUCCAGACGUUCACAACACAACAGCAAAACAAGACCAGAGACAGAAACUCCAGAGAACGUCUGCUCCUGAAAAGCUGACGUUCAAAGAGCGUCAGCGUCUGUUUGCCCUGACAUCCAGUGCAUGAGUGAGGAGGAAAGGCCUCGGACACAGAAACC
This is a messenger RNA of Sphaeramia orbicularis (orbiculate cardinalfish), 3840 nucleotides long. It is a transcript of the gene afdnb, whose product is annotated as afadin, adherens junction formation factor b. Gene Ontology annotation, molecular function: cell adhesion molecule binding. Bases 177 to 3809 code for a protein of 1210 amino acids. NCBI's taxonomy places the organism in Eukaryota, Metazoa, Chordata, Actinopteri, Kurtiformes, Apogonidae. Gene Ontology annotation, cellular component: adherens junction. The transcript has 24 exons. Gene Ontology annotation, biological process: signal transduction; regulation of protein localization. The record is from RefSeq and is a predicted model, not a curated record.